GACGGCCAAGACCUGCGCUCAGUGACGCAAGCUAGUCUACGAGAUGCCAUGGGCGUCGUACCUCAAGAUCCGGUUUUGUUCAAUCAAAGCAUACGACAAAACAUCCGCUACGCCAAACUCGAUGCCACCGAUGCCGAAAUAGAAGAUGCAUGCCGAGCUGCCGCCAUUCACGACGACAUUGUCAGCUUCCCCGAUGGUUACAACUCCAAGGUGGGUGAGCGCGGGGUACGGUUGUCAGGCGGCCAACUCCAACGCAUAGCCAUUGCCCGCGUGCUCCUGCAGAACCCUAAAAUCGUCUUGCUGGAUGAAGCAACGUCAGCAAUUGACUCUUCGAUCGAAGCACUGAUCCAGCAGGCUUUCCGCAAACUAAGUCAAGGCCGCACCACAUUUGUAAUUGCACACAGACUCAGUACGAUUGCAGACGCCGAUCAGAUUUUGGUGGUAGAAAAGGGCGAAAUCAUCGAAAGAGGCACACAUCAGAGCCUGCUGAAGAAUGAGGAA
Molecule: messenger RNA, 501 nt
Organism: Bipolaris maydis ATCC 48331
Lineage: Eukaryota; Fungi; Ascomycota; Dothideomycetes; Pleosporales; Pleosporaceae
Source: RefSeq, a predicted model, not a curated record